This is a messenger RNA of Brienomyrus brachyistius, 3474 nucleotides long. RefSeq names its product kelch repeat and BTB domain-containing protein 2-like. Lineage: Eukaryota; Metazoa; Chordata; Actinopteri; Osteoglossiformes; Mormyridae. The record is from RefSeq and is a predicted model, not a curated record. Gene Ontology annotation, molecular function: protein binding.
GCACACGGCAGGAAAGCAAAUAAAUAAAUAUAUUGGUUGAGGGAAAGAGAGAGAGGAAAACGGUUCGGCGCCGCUCGGUCCGCCUUGAUUGUGUCGAUUAAGAUUCCGGACUCUUCGGUUCGUGUGACGGCCGGAGGAUAACGCAGCGUGUCCGUGUCGAAUGUAUUAACGAUCACCGAGGGACACCGGCGACACUGAGACGGCCCGGCAGCAGCGCCCGCACGCACGCUGGAUGAGCACCGAUGCGGAGACAUCACCAGCGGGGGCCUGCAUCAACUUCCGGCCACCUCCAGAUCCCUAGAAUGAGUCUGCGUUGUGCUGGGCGCCACCAGCCUCCCUCUGCACCCCCGGUGCCCUGGGAGGAAGAGAAUCUCCAGACACUAAUCAGCACCAAGUGACUGUGGAAGAGGAGCCGGCAAUAAAGUAGGAGGAGAGAAGCCCACUUGCGAGUGUCUCGGGCUGCACCUCCCAAGCAAACCCACCAACUGCUCCUCAGAAUCUUCACCGGGGGCCACCAGAGUCCUCCAGCUGCAGAUAUUCUGGACUCGAUACAUACUUUCCCCUGUCAUUCCUGGCUGUGAUUGGUGGGUGGGGUUCUUUUUUUACCCCUGGCUGGGGGAGGGGGGUUUGAGUGCUGGGCCCUCCCCCCCCCCUUCCUUGAUUCUCAGCAGGCUAAGUGACAACUCUGGAUUUUUUUGUGUGUGAUGCAAGCAUGUCGGGGGGUGGCAAAAGCGCGUCCGUCAACACGGACUACGCCGUGUCACUGUUGGAGCAGCUGCGGAUAUUCUACGAGCAGCGGCUGCUGACGGACGUGGUGCUUCUGGCCGAGGGCGCCGAGUUCCCCUGCCACAAGAUGGUGCUAGCCACAUGCAGCUCCUACUUCAGGGCCAUGUUCAUGGGCGGCCUAAGCGAGAGCAAGCAGACCCACGUCCACCUGCGGAAUGUAGACCCAGCAACCCUUCAGAUCAUCAUCACCUAUGCCUACACGGGCAACCUGGCCAUCACGGACAGCACUGUGGAACCCUUGUAUGAGACAGCCUGCUUCCUACAGGUAGAGGACGUGCUCCUGCGCUGCCGCGACUAUCUGGUGAAGAAGAUCAAUGCAGACAACUGCGUGCGCAUGCUGAGCAUCGGGGACAUGUUCAGCUGCACCGAGCUCAAGCAGAGCGCCAAGCGCAUGGUGGAGCACAAGUUCCCAGCCGUUUACAAGCAGGAGGCCUUUUUGCAACUGUCUCAUGAGCUGCUGCUGGACGUGUUGAGCAGCGACAACCUCAACGUGGAGAAGGAGGAGACGGUGCGCGAAGCAGCUAUGCUGUGGCUGGAGCACGACAUGGAAUCACGGUCGCAGCAUCUGUCCUCUGUGCUCAGCCAGAUCCGUAUCGAUGCUCUGUCGGAGGUCGCCCAGCGCGCCUGGUUCCAGGGCCUACCACCCAAUGACAAAUCCGUGGUUGUGCAAGGCCUCUACAAAUCCAUGCCCAAGUUCUUCAAGCCCCGCCUGGGCAUGACCAAGGAGGAGAUGCUAAUAUUUGUUGAGGUAGCGGUGACGGAGUCGCCCAGUGACGGACCUGCAGGGGGCGCUGCUCAUGCCACCAUCUGUUACAGCCUGCAGGCUGAGAAGGUCUACAAGCUGUCCAGUCUGCCGGGAGACCUCCAGAAGGUAGGCACGCUCGUCACGCCGGAUAAUGACAUCUUCAUCGCUGGUGGCCAAGUGCCGCUGAAGACCUCGGUGGUCAACCACAGUAAGGGCGGCAAGCUGCAGGCUGCGUUCCGCUUGGUGGACAGCUUCUUCUGGUUCGACGCGCAGCUCAAUGUCUGGGUGGCAAAGACACCCAUGCUGCGGGCACGGGUACGGCCCUCGUUGGUGCACUGCGCCGGGCACAUCUACGCUGUGGGUGGAGACAACACGGGUGGCGAACUAAGCCGGCGCACUGUGGAGCGUUAUGACCGUGAGAAGGACGAGUGGAGUAUGGUGAGCCCACUGCCAUGUGCCUGGAACUGGAGCACCUGCGUAUCAGCAUGUGAUUGCAUCUACCUGAUGACACACGACCUGACGUACCGCUAUACCCCGCGGACUGAUGCCUGGGUGGAGAUGGCCUCCCGGCCCACGAGCCGCUGCUUUGCCUCAGCCGCCGCCUUUGGCGACCUCAUCUUCUACGUAGGUGGCCUGCACGUCGCGAGCAACUCGGGCCUCCGGCCGCGCACUGGGGCAGCGGACGGCUCCUCAGUCGAAGUGGAGAUCUACGACGUCAGCAAGAAUGGGUGGCGCCGGGCAGCCGGCGUCCCCAUCAAACGCUAUGCCGAGUCGUGUGUGUGGGCUGCCGUUCUGUUGGACUCGCCGUGCAUCUUUGUGCGUGAGACGCAUGCCAAUGAACGUGCCCGCUACGGCAUCUACCAGUACGAUGCUGGGGCAGACCGCUGGCACCCUCGGCAGGCUGUCUUCGAACGCGUGCUCUGGGACCUGGGCAGGGACUUUCGUUGCGCCGUGGGGAAGCUCUACCCUUCCUGCUUGGAGGAGUCCCCCUGGAAGCCCCCCACAUACUUUUUUGCCCCUGACGGCUCAGAGGAAUUCGAAGUGGACGAUGCGAUAGUGCCCCUCCCUCACGUAUAGCUCACAGCCAGCAUCCCCCUCCCCGAAAAAAACAAAAAGCUCCACAGCUUUAGGUCGCUUAGCACCAUAGCGCUACGCAAAAUCCCACAGCUGAAGUGUACCCCGCCCUCACCUCCUUUGCUACGCCACGGACUAAGUCAGACAGCACACCUGCCUCUCCCUUUAACUAGUGCUUUUCUUUUUUAAGAACAAUCACUUAGGUUUUUUUUUGUUUUGUUAAUAUACGCUCCCAUCAAGCGCUGUUGCGCUGUGUAACACACACUCGCACGUCAGAGACCCCCCCCCCCCUCACAGCACCAGAGGGUCCUGAACCUACAUAUCUUCUCUGCCACUGACUGCCGGUUUGUCAUUCCACUCCGGCAUUCACAUUGGAACGGUGGUUGGGGGUGGGGGUGGGGUCGGGGGAGGCCCCGCGUCCACAGAGGCGACUGCAGGUCCAGUCUCCAGCCGGGGCCCCGCUUAGGCUCCGCCCCCUCGGCUGCCACACAUCCCCAGGCCACCAGUCCCCGGGAUGCAGGUCUUCCACAUCAGCCAGCAGUUCCCCUUCUCUCCCGUCACAUUUGGCUGAUUCGGGGGUCUUCUUUUCUCGAGGAUUUACCACGUCAUGCCUCCACUAUCUUAAUAAAUGCCUAUAUGCUGCUGAUACUGAGAAUACCUAUUUUUCAUGUGUUUAAACGGUUUUAGUGUGGAGGAGGGAUAGAGUAAGUAGGGUUAUUUUGUAUUAGUUAUUUAAUAUCGGGAAAUUACUGUAGUGUGAUUGUGUAGAUUAUUUUGGUUUCUAUUUUUCUUCUCCUUUGAGUGAAUUCUCGAGCCAUCUUGUUGCUGUAUGGGUCUGGACACCGACUGCAACUCCCCCCCCCCCCCCC